UAUGAUUACGUUUGACAUUUCUUUUCAGUUUUCAGAUUUGAAUUUUGGCGUGCGUUGUACGGUGUCCGUUAUAAAUGUUAAAGUGAAAUAAUAUUAAAACUUAUAUAAAAAUGGAGUUUUCGAAACAAGAAAAUGUUUCUCGCCAGUCGUCCAUACUCAAACUUCCAAAACAACGUCAACCUUUGCAAUGUGUAGCCACCAAUUCUUCUUCCUCCGAAAAUUCUCCAACUGUAAAAAUUAAAAGAAGAGUUAGUUUUGCUAAAAAUCGACGUAUUAGAGAAUUUUGUAACGAAGCUGAACCAGAAAGUGUUUGGGAUGAUACCUACGAAGAACAUGAUUUGAGCAGUACAAAAAGUAAUUGUAGUAAUACCAAUGAACAUCCAGUGAUCAUUAGCGUACCUUGUGAUGAUAAAGAAAACUUUCCAGUGCAAUUAUUUUUACAAAAUAAUCAGCUUGAAUGCAAAGAAAUCCAAAUGGUUAAUCAGAAUAAACAAGAUUAUUUGUUACAGGAUCAUGUAGAAAUUAAUAGAACGAUUAAUAAUAUUGAUCCAAAAAUUACAGAUAUUCAAAACAAAGAUAAAAAUGCUCUUUCUACAAUAUUUUAUAAUGAUGUUAUGGACAUAACAACAAAUAUAUCAGUAAAUAUGCACUGCCGUAAUCAAGUGGCUAGUUCAUUAGGUGACACAGUUCUGGUUUCGCAAACUUGCACCCAAGGUACUUCUGUAAAAAUAAUAGAAGAUGUUCCCUUAAUGUCUGAUAUUGGCCAAAAAAUAAAAUUAGAUAUUAAUACUGAAAAAUCUUGUCAAGAUAAAGAAAAUUUGUCCAAUAGUAUCCAAACGAAAUUCACGUCAACUCUUCCAAGCUCCGCUUGGAUAAAGUCUAAUAGACAACAUAAAAUUGUUGAUGAAAGUGAAACUAUUAAUAAAACAGUAAAAGUUACUAGAGAUAUGUACAAUAAUACUUUUGAUAAUCAAAUUAUUAACAAAACUAUCGAUUUAUCAAAAGACAUAAAAAACUUUUCUAACAAAUUGAUAGAAAGAAUAAAUAUUGUGCACGAUAAAUUGAACGAACAUAAAGCAAUGCAAGAGCAAACUAAAGUUUCCUCUGAAAAAUCAAUGGAAAUCACAGAAGCGGUUCCCAAUUGUAAUACAAAUCAUCAGACUAAUACUAAGAUAGAAAAAUUAUUCUGUGAAGUAUUACAAGAUAAUGUUAAGAAUUCAUCUAAUCAAUCUAUAAAUAUUCCUAUAGCAGGCUCCGUUUAUAAUAGGAAUUACCAACUUGGUGCUGGUACAAAUCAAGUAGUAUGCGAAGAAAUGAAAAAAACACCAAAAAUACUUUCCAAUAUUUCAAUGGAAAUAAUUAAAAAUGUUCCUACUUAUGAGACGAAUUACCAGUCUGGUACUGAUGUAAAAAAUAUAUCACAUAAAAUGAUAGAUGAUCAAACAAAAAUAUCUACCGAUAAAGCUAUUAAUGUAAAAGAAACAGUUUUCCUUGGUAGUCAAAAUGAUGAAACUACGAAGCUGUUUCUAUUUGUAAUGAAAGUUAUCAAUCUUCAACUAAGAAUGAAAAGGUACAUGAUGUAA
Molecule: messenger RNA, 1583 nt
Organism: Ceratosolen solmsi marchali
Lineage: Eukaryota; Metazoa; Arthropoda; Insecta; Hymenoptera; Agaonidae
Source: RefSeq, a predicted model, not a curated record